Pogona vitticeps (central bearded dragon) is the source of this 7136-nucleotide messenger RNA. It is a transcript of the gene MYOF, whose product is annotated as myoferlin. Gene Ontology annotation, cellular component: membrane. Gene Ontology annotation, biological process: plasma membrane organization. Lineage: Eukaryota; Metazoa; Chordata; Lepidosauria; Squamata; Agamidae. The record is from RefSeq and is a predicted model, not a curated record.
GCUCUCGUCAGAGAUCCACCCAUCAUUCACAUUUCACUGCAGUAAAGCCAUUCCCUGCCACCGCCUCCACCUCCUAAUCCUCCUCCUGGCAUUUCAGCUUAUACUGUAGGCUGCAGAGUUUCUGAAGAACACGUUGUCUUGGGUCCUUUCUUUAAGAACUGCUGGAAACAAUGCUUCGGGUAAUUGUGGAAUCUGCUGCAAAUAUCCCUAAACACAAGUUUGGGAAACCAGAUCCUAUUGUAUCAAUUGUUUUUAAAGAUGAAAAAAAGAAAACAAAGAAAAUUGAUAGUGAACUCAACCCAGUUUGGAAUGAGAUUCUUGAGUUCGAUUUGAAAGGAAUUCCUCUGGAUAUUUCAUCAUCCCUGCAGAUUAUUGUGAAAGAUUUUGAAACUAUUGGGCAAAAUAAGUUAAUUGGCACAGCAUCCGUAGCCCUCAAGGAACUGGUGGGGACACAGAGUAGAUCCCUUCCAUACAAGCUUGUUCCUCUGCUUAACGAAAAAGGAUUGGAUACUGGGGCAACAAUUGAUUUGGUGGUAGGAUAUGAACCGCCAGCUGGACCUCCAAACCCUAAUGAUCCUGGGGGAACUAACAUGGAAGGCACUGAAGAUGGAGAAGAAGGUGGUGGUGAUGAAAAUGUCCCUGCCAGUGGGGACAGUGUUCUCCCCCAGGGAGGUCUGAGUGGGACACGUGAAGCUCACCUUGCUCGGCGUAUUACCAAAGGAAAGAAGAACCAGAGGGUGCUUUCCCACAAACCUCAAGACUUCCAGAUUCGUGUUAGGGUCAUUGAAGGCCGUCAGUUGUCUGGAAAUAACAUAAAGCCAGUUGUAAAAGUACAUGUUUGUGGCCAGACGCAUAGAACCAGAAUUAAAAGAGGAAACAAUCCCUUUUUUGAUGAGAUCUUUUUCUACAAUGUUCACAUGACACCUUCCGAGCUCUUCGAUGAAACAAUAAGCAUCCGAGUGUAUGACUCUUAUUCUCUACGAGCGGAUAGCCUAAUGGGGGAAUUUAAGAUCGAUAUAGGUUAUGUCUACGAUGAACCUGGCCAUGCAGUUAUGAGGAAAUGGCUGCUUCUAAAUGACCCUGAAGAUGCAAACUCAAGUUCUAAAGGGUACUUGAAAGUCAGCAUGUUUGUUCUAGGAACUGGAGAUGAGCCACCAGUGGAAAACAGAGAACGUGAUAAUGAAAACGAUGAUGUAGAAACGAAUCUUUUGUUACCAGCUGGGAUAGUACUCCGAUGGGUCACAUUUGUGCUUAAGAUCUACAGAGCUGAAGAUAUUCCUCAGAUGGAUGAUGCUUUUGCACAGUCAAUCAAGGAAAUAUUUGGAUCAGAUGCAGACAAGAAGAACCUUGUGGAUCCAUUUGUGGAAGUUUGUUUUGCUGGGAAAAAGGUUUGUACAAAUAUAAUUGAAAAAAAUGCUAACCCAGAAUGGAAUCAGCUUGUUAACCUUCAGAUCAAGUUCCCUUCCAUGUGUGAAAAAAUAAGGCUGAUGGUGUAUGACUGGGAUCGUCUUACAAGAAAUGAUGUCGUGGGCACUACAUAUUUAUGCCUCUCCAAAAUUGCUGCUUCUGGUGGUGAAGUUGAAGAGUUUUCAUCUUCGGUUGCUGGGGCUUCACCAUAUGAAGCAAAUACUGGAGAGACAGAAGUGGGCUUUUUACCAACGUUUGGGCCUUGCUACUUGAACCUGUAUGGAAGUCCAAGAGAAUAUACUGGAUUCCCAGAUCCAUAUGAUGAGCUGAAUUCUGGAAAGGGAGAAGGUGUAGCUUACAGAGGGAGAAUCUUGGUCGAACUAUCUACGUUGCUUGAUAGUGAACCUCUUUCUAAGAAGAUUGAGAUGAUACCCAGUGAUGAUGUACUAGUGGUUGAAAAAUAUCAGCGGAGAAGACAAUACAGCCUUUGUACUGUGUUUCAUUCUGCCACAAUGUUGCAAGAUAUUGGGGAGGCAAUUCAGUUUGAAGUUAGCAUCGGAAAUUACGGCAAUAAAUUUGAUACCACGUGUAAACCACUGGCAUCAACAACUCUGUACAGCUGUGCUGUAUUUGAUGGGAACUAUUAUUACUAUCUGCCUUGGGCGAAUACAAAACCGGUGGUGACAUUGAUUUCGUAUUGGGAGGAUAUAAGUCAUAGGCUUGACCCUCUAAACCUUCUCUUGGGCAUAGUAGAAAAACUGCAAGCAAACAUAGCUGCUUUAAAAUCAGGGAUACAGGCAAAGCAGCCGGAAAACCAGUUGGCUGAGAUAUGGCUGAAGCUAAUUGAUGAACUAAUGGAGGAUGUAAGCAAUGAACUCCCUCGCCUAGAAGGCAAGCACAAUGUCACCCUUCUAGACACACAGAUCCGCAAACUGCGGCUUAAAUCGCUCUACCAAAUCCAGGAGGCAGCGGCAAGGAUGAGGAAUGAAGCAACAGAUGUGAGGGCUGCCCUGACAGAAAUUGAAGACUGGCUGCAUAAAUUAAUACAACUAUCUGAAGAGCCACAAAACAGCAUGCCUGACGUGAUUAUUUGGAUGAUCCGGGGGGAGAAGAGGCUGGCCUAUGCCCGCAUUCCUGCUCACGAGGUCUUAUAUUCUACCUCAUGUCCUGGAGGAUCUGGAAAAUAUUGCGGAAAGACCCGGACUGUCUUUUUAAAGUACCCAAUGGACAAAAACAAUGGCAUCAAGAUCCCUGUGCAGUUGCGAGUUAACGUUUGGCUUGGCUUGAGUGCAGUUGAAAAGAAGUUCAAUAGCUUUGCAGAAGGAACAUUCAGUGUCUUUGCUGAAAUGUAUGAGAAUCAAGCACUUAUGUUUGGAAAGUGGGGAACUUCAGGACUUGUUGGCCGUCACAAGUUUUCUGAUGUCACAGGAAAAAUCAAACUAAAGAGAGAAUACUUUUUGCCUCCCAAAGGAUGGGAAUGGGAAGGCGAGUGGUUUGUUGAUCCUGAAAGAAGUUUAUUGACAGAAGCAGAUGCUGGUCAUACGGAAUUUACUGAUGAAGUGUAUCAAAAUGAGACCCGCUAUCCUGGAGGAGAAUGGAAGGCGGCUGAAGAGAGUUAUACAGAUGUGAAUGGAGAAAAAGCAGCACCACCGGGUGAAAUAACCUGUCCUCCUGGCUGGAUGUGGGAUGAUGAUGCUUGGAUAUAUGACAUCAAUCGAGCAGUCGAUGAAAAGGGUUGGGAAUAUGGUGUCACCAUUCCUCCAGACAAUAAGCCAAAGUCAUGGGGUGCAGCAGAGAAAAUGUAUCAUACUCACAGAAGAAGAAGGCUGGUUCGAAAACGCAGAAAAGACCCAAAUCAAACAGUUUCAUCCAAGGCAGCUCCAUCUUAUGGAGAUAAAGAAGGAUGGGAGUUUGCAUCUUUGAUUGGGUGGAAAUUUCACAUGAAGCAGCGCAGUUCCGACAUCUUCCGACGCAGACGCUGGAGGAGAAAAAUGGCUACUUCAGAUGCGUAUGGUGCAGCGGCCAUUUUUAAGCUUGAAGGAGCCCUUGGAGCAGAUCCAAGUGCUGAUGAUGAAGACAAGGCUUCUGAGAAGAGCAGAGAUUCAGCAACACACACCUUUGGUGCAAACACUCCAAUAAUCUCUUGCAAUUUUGACAGAGUCUACACUUACCACCUCCGGUGUUACAUCUAUCAAGCAAGAAAUCUUCUGGCAUUAGACAAAGACAGCUUUUCAGAUCCAUAUGCUCAUGUUUCAUUCCUCCAUCGGAGCAAAACAACGGAGAUAAUCCACUCAACGCUGAACCCAACCUGGGAUCAAACCCUCAUCUUUGAUGAUAUCGAAAUCUAUGGUGAUCCCCAAGCAGUAGCUGAAGAGCCUCCUCAGUUGGUGGUUGAACUCUUUGACAGUGACCAAGUGGGCAAAGACGAGUUCCUUGGAAGAACCUCCUGCUCUCCUAUGGUGAAACUCAAUCCAGACAUCGACAUCAGUCCAAAGCUUCUUUGGUAUCCAGUUAUGAAUGGAGGCAAAGCUUGUGGAGAUCUGCUUUUAGCAGCUGAGCUUCUUCUAAAUGAAAAGGGUGGUACUGACCUCCCGAUUCUUCCAUCACAAAGAGCACCAAACCUUUACAUGGUGCCACAAGGAAUCAGACCUGUUGUGCAGCUGACCGCUAUUGAGAUCCUUGCUUGGGGCUUACGCAACAUGAAAAAUUAUCAGAUGGCUCCUGUUACUUCUCCUAGUCUCAUUGUGCAGUGUGGAAGUGAAAUGGUAGAAUCUGUAGUAAUAAAAAACCUGAAAAAGACACCAAAUUUCCCUGGAUCUGUUCUCUUCAUGAAAGUGCUUUUGCCGAAGGAGGAAUUGUACACUCCAUCACUAGUUCUUAAAGUGAUCGACCACCGGCCAUUUGGCCGUAAACCUAUCGUGGGACAAUGUACCAUUGAUUUACUGGAGCAUUUCCGCUGUGAUCCAUACGCUGCUAAAGAGGACAUUGCACCACAGAUGAAAGUUAGCCUUCUAGCAGCUGCACCUCGGCAGGAUGUAAUAAUUGAGGUGGAAGACACACAAAACUUACUAACAGCACAGCUCACUGAAAAGGAAGAAGAAAUUGUAGACUGGUGGAGCAAGUUUUACGCUUCCAUAGGAGAAACUGAAAAAUGUGGUCAAUAUAUUCAGAAAGGAUAUGCUACAAUAAAGGUGUAUAAUUGUGAACUGGAGAAGGUACCUGAUUUCAGGAAUUUAACAGACUUCUGCGAUACGUUCAGGCUGCAUCGGGGGAAAUCUGAAGAAAAUGAUGACCCUACAGUUGUAGGAGAAUUUAAGGGCUCCUUUAGGAUCUACGCAUUACCAGAUGACCCGACUGUACCUUCUCCUCCCCGGCAGUUCCGUGAACUGCCUGACAGUGGUCCUCAGGAGUGUAUUAUAAGGAUUUAUGUUGCCCGCGCUUUAGACCUCCAGCCUCGGGAUAACAAUGGACUGUGUGAUCCUUACAUUAAAAUCACCUUAAAUAAAAAGGUUGUUGAAGACAGAGAUCAUUAUAUUCCCAACACACUGAAUCCGAUUUUUGGCAGAAUGUAUGAACUAACGUGCUUCCUGCCUCAAGAGAAGGAUCUGAAAAUUUCUGUCUAUGACUAUGACUUGCUGACUCGAGAUGAGAAGGUUGGUGAAACCAUCAUUGAUCUGGAAAACAGAUUUCUCUCCCGCUUUGGAGCUCACUGUGGAAUACCACAACAAUAUUGCAUUUCAGGGAUCAAUACCUGGAGAGACCAACUAAAACCAACACAACUCUUACAAAAUAUAGCAAGGGUUAAGGGCUAUGGUCCACCAGUCCUCUCUGGAAAUGGACAAAGGAUUACUUAUGGUGGAAGAGACUACACUUUGGAGGAAUUUGAGGCAAAUAAAAAACUGCAUGAACACCUUGGGCCUGCUGAAGAACGCCUUGCCCUUCACAUUCUCAGGACUCAAGGACUCGUGCCGGAGUACAUCGAGACAAGAACACUGUACAGUACAUUCCAGCCAAACAUCUCACAGGGGAAGCUUCAGAUGUGGGUGGACAUUUUUCCCAAGAGCCUUGGACCACCAGGCCCUCCUUUCAAUAUCACUCCUCGCAAAGCUAAGAAGUAUGAACUACGGGUGAUUAUUUGGAACACAAAGGAUGUCAUUCUGGAUGAAAAAAGCAUCACCGGAGAAGAAAUGAGUGAUAUCUAUGUGAAAGGAUGGAUGCCUGGCUUUGAAGAAAAUAAGCAGAAAACAGAUGUGCAUUACCGAUCUCUAGAUGGGGAUGGAAACUUCAACUGGAGAUUUGUUUUUCCUUUUGAGUAUUUUCCAGCUGAGCAGCUCUGUACCGUUUCUAAAAAGGAACACUUCUGGAGCCUUGACAAUACUGAAUUCCGAAUUCCACCCAAACUACUUAUCCAAGUGUGGGACAACGACAAGUUUUCCUUGGAUGACUAUCUUGGUUUUGUUGAACUUGAUUUGCACAAUACAGUUGUGCCAGCAAAAAGUCCAGAAAAGUGCACUUUAGACAUGAUUCCAGAAUACAAGCCAACCAAUUCACUCAAGAUGCCUAAGAUUGCCUCGCUUUUUGAGCAGAAGUCCAUGCGGGGCUGGUGGCCAUGCUACAUGGAAAAGGAUGGUUCCCGGGUUUUGGCUGGUAAGGUUGAGAUGACUCUGGAAGUCCUCAAGGAGAAAGAAAUUGAAGAACGACCAGCUGGUAAAGGAAGAGAUGAACCUAAUAUGAACCCCAAGUUAGACAUGCCAAACCGGCCAGAAACAUCUUUCCUUUGGUUUACCAAUCCCUGCAAGACAAUGAAAUACAUUGUGUGGCGCAGAUUUAAGUGGGUCUUCAUUGGUAUCAUCAUCCUGCUGAUUUUGCUUUUAUUUGUAGCCAUUCUUCUAUACUCAUUGCCGAACUAUCUGUCCAUGAAGAUUGUGAAUCCAUUUCCAGCUUGAGGACAAUACUUUCCCUUUAAACUUGCCAUUGCAAUGAGGUCUUCCAGCCUCUACCUCGGGACCAAAUUUAUUUGAUGACCAAAACAAUGCCUGCGACUCCGUUCUUCUCUUGUGGUGGACUCAACAGUGCAGGAAGUCAUUUUAUUUGUGAAAAUGGAAAGGAGUAUUUCCCCCUCUUUCCUCUGCAGGCCGGAGUCCUUAAGAGCUGCUCAGCAUUUUUGGUGCUCAGAGAUCUGCAGGGAGCUUCUAGUUCCACUGACAGAAGACCUUCUACCAGGAGAACAAUACCACAAGAUCCUGGUCCACAUGUUUUCAGCCAUUUCUAAGAAUGUAACUUUAUCUAAAAGGUAACAGCCACAGCAAGAUGCUGUGGCUUUUUCCCCCUCUGUAUUUUGACUUUGCCAAAGUCAGAAAAUUAUCUCUUUUAGCUUAGAUCAUAUUUUCCCCAAAUGUUAUUUCAGAAAGUGUUUUUCACUUUCUUUAAAGAAGCACUCUGUAAUAAAAUCCUAUGCAUGUCUAAUCAAAGGUAGAUCUCAUUAGGAUCAAUGGAAUGUACCUUUGAGUGAGCAUGUUUGAAAUUAUAGUCUUAAAGUGUUUUUUAUUUGAACACUUUGAAAUUUUGUCUCUCUAUUUAUAGGGGGGAAAUGGACACAACAUAUAUUUUUACAAAACAAAACACAGUGUUCCUCAGUGGUAUGAACAUUAUAUUGUAAAAGGUCAUGAUAAUAGCACUAAGCUUUACUUCAGAUUGUGAGCAAAGUACAUAAAUACAGCAAAAUAAAC